This is a messenger RNA of Arctia plantaginis, 4917 nucleotides long. The record is from the annotation of a GenBank genome assembly. NCBI's taxonomy places the organism in Eukaryota, Metazoa, Arthropoda, Insecta, Lepidoptera, Erebidae.
AUGCCGGCGGCGCGUGGCGUUAAACGUACAGCGUCCAAAUCAUCUACCGCGACGGCAGCGACCGUUCCCAAAAACAAGAAAAAACGUGGAGCGAUCCAGUUGGAGAUCCCACAAGCUCCGAAGCGCAGGGGACGUGUGCUAACUUGUGGCCAAGGAGAUGUAGGCCAACUGGGCCUUGGACAAGAUGUUGAGGAGACUUCAAAAUUCAUGUUUGUGACGGCAUUGGGUGACAAAAUCAUUGACGCGUAUGCUGGUGGCAUGCAUACUAUCGCUCUUGACAGUAGUGGGAAGGUGUGGACGUUCGGGUGCAACGACGAGGGAGCGCUGGGCCGCGCGACGUCGGACGACAGCGAGGAGGUGCUCCCUCGCGCCGUGGCGCUGCCGGCGCGCGCCGUGCGCGUGAGCGCGGGCGACUCGCACUCCGCCGCGCUGCUGCACAACGGGGACGUCUACGUGUGGGGCGCCUUCAGGGGUACGUACCCGCCCAUCCACACACCUACACCUCACACUCACUUUGUGCGCGUGAGCGCGGGCGACUCGCACUCCGCCGCGCUGCUGCACAACGGGGACGUCUACGUGUGGGGCGCCUUCAGGGGUACGUACCCGCCCAUCCACACACCUACACCUCACACUCACUUUGUGCGCGUGAGCGCGGGCGACUCGCACUCCGCCGCGCUGCUGCACAACGGGGACGUCUACGUGUGGGGCGCCUUCAGGGGUACGUACCCGCCCAUCCACACACCUACACCUCACACUCACUUUGUGCGCGUGAGCGCGGGCGACUCGCACUCCGCCGCGCUGCUGCACAACGGGGACGUCUACGUGUGGGGCGCCUUCAGGGGUACGUACCCGCCCAUCCACACACCUACACCUCACACUCACUUUGUGCGCGUGAGCGCGGGCGACUCGCACUCCGCCGCGCUGCUGCACAACGGGGACGUCUACGUGUGGGGCGCCUUCAGGGGUACGUACCCGCCCAUCCACACACCUACACCUCACACUCACUUUGUGCGCGUGAGCGCGGGCGACUCGCACUCCGCCGCGCUGCUGCACAACGGGGACGUCUACGUGUGGGGCGCCUUCAGGGGUACGUACCCGCCCAUCCACACACCUACACCUCACACUCACUUUGUGCGCGUGAGCGCGGGCGACUCGCACUCCGCCGCGCUGCUGCACAACGGGGACGUCUACGUGUGGGGCGCCUUCAGGGGUACGUACCCGCCCAUCCACACACCUACACCUCACACUCACUUUGUGCGCGUGAGCGCGGGCGACUCGCACUCCGCCGCGCUGCUGCACAACGGGGACGUCUACGUGUGGGGCGCCUUCAGGGGUACGUACCCGCCCAUCCACACACCUACACCUCACACUCACUUUGUGCGCGUGAGCGCGGGCGACUCGCACUCCGCCGCGCUGCUGCACAACGGGGACGUCUACGUGUGGGGCGCCUUCAGGGGUACGUACCCGCCCAUCCACACACCUACACCUCACACUCACUUUGUGCGCGUGAGCGCGGGCGACUCGCACUCCGCCGCGCUGCUGCACAACGGGGACGUCUACGUGUGGGGCGCCUUCAGGGGUACGUACCCGCCCAUCCACACACCUACACCUCACACUCACUUUGUGCGCGUGAGCGCGGGCGACUCGCACUCCGCCGCGCUGCUGCACAACGGGGACGUCUACGUGUGGGGCGCCUUCAGGGGUACGUACCCGCCCAUCCACACACCUACACCUCACACUCACUUUGUGCGCGUGAGCGCGGGCGACUCGCACUCCGCCGCGCUGCUGCACAACGGGGACGUCUACGUGUGGGGCGCCUUCAGGGGUACGUACCCGCCCAUCCACACACCUACACCUCACACUCACUUUGUGCGCGUGAGCGCGGGCGACUCGCACUCCGCCGCGCUGCUGCACAACGGGGACGUCUACGUGUGGGGCGCCUUCAGGGGUACGUACCCGCCCAUCCACACACCUACACCUCACACUCACUUUGUGCGCGUGAGCGCGGGCGACUCGCACUCCGCCGCGCUGCUGCACAACGGGGACGUCUACGUGUGGGGCGCCUUCAGGGGUACGUACCCGCCCAUCCACACACCUACACCUCACACUCACUUUGUGCGCGUGAGCGCGGGCGACUCGCACUCCGCCGCGCUGCUGCACAACGGGGACGUCUACGUGUGGGGCGCCUUCAGGGGUACGUACCCGCCCAUCCACACACCUACACCUCACACUCACUUUGUGCGCGUGAGCGCGGGCGACUCGCACUCCGCCGCGCUGCUGCACAACGGGGACGUCUACGUGUGGGGCGCCUUCAGGGGUACGUACCCGCCCAUCCACACACCUACACCUCACACUCACUUUGUGCGCGUGAGCGCGGGCGACUCGCACUCCGCCGCGCUGCUGCACAACGGGGACGUCUACGUGUGGGGCGCCUUCAGGGGUACGUACCCGCCCAUCCACACACCUACACCUCACACUCACUUUGUGCGCGUGAGCGCGGGCGACUCGCACUCCGCCGCGCUGCUGCACAACGGGGACGUCUACGUGUGGGGCGCCUUCAGGGGUACGUACCCGCCCAUCCACACACCUACACCUCACACUCACUUUGUGCGCGUGAGCGCGGGCGACUCGCACUCCGCCGCGCUGCUGCACAACGGGGACGUCUACGUGUGGGGCGCCUUCAGGGGUACGUACCCGCCCAUCCACACACCUACACCUCACACUCACUUUGUGCGCGUGAGCGCGGGCGACUCGCACUCCGCCGCGCUGCUGCACAACGGGGACGUCUACGUGUGGGGCGCCUUCAGGGGUACGUACCCGCCCAUCCACACACCUACACCUCACACUCACUUUGUGCGCGUGAGCGCGGGCGACUCGCACUCCGCCGCGCUGCUGCACAACGGGGACGUCUACGUGUGGGGCGCCUUCAGGGGUACGUACCCGCCCAUCCACACACCUACACCUCACACUCACUUUGUGCGCGUGAGCGCGGGCGACUCGCACUCCGCCGCGCUGCUGCACAACGGGGACGUCUACGUGUGGGGGCGCCUUCAGGGUACGUACCCGCCCAUCCACACACCUACACCUCACACUCACUUUGUGCGCGUGAGCGCGGGCGACUCGCACUCCGCCGCGCUGCUGCACAACGGGGACGUCUACGUGUGGGGCGCCUUCAGGGGUACGUACCCGCCCAUCCACACACCUACACCUCACACUCACUUUGUGCGCGUGAGCGCGGGCGACUCGCACUCCGCCGCGCUGCUGCACAACGGGGACGUCUACGUGUGGGGCGCCUUCAGGGGUACGUACCCGCCCAUCCACACACCUACACCUCACACUCACUUUGUGCGCGUGAGCGCGGGCGACUCGCACUCCGCCGCGCUGCUGCACAACGGGGACGUCUACGUGGGGGGGCGCCUUCAGGGUACGUACCCGCCCAUCCACACACCUACACCUCACACUCACUUUGUGCGCGUGAGCGCGGGCGACUCGCACUCCGCCGCGCUGCUGCACAACGGGGACGUCUACGUGUGGGGCGCCUUCAGGGACUCGCACGGCAGCAUGGGGCUGGUGGUGCGCGGUCGCGAGGCGAAGGCCAGCAAGGCGCCCGUCAAGCUGGAGCUGGGCGAGCCCGCCGUCGCACUCGCCUCGGGCGGGGACCACCUCGUCAUACUCUCGACGUCAGGCGCGGUGUACACGAUGGGCUGCGGCGAGCAAGGCCAGCUCGGCCGCCUGUCGCAGCGCUCGGCCUCGCGGGACGCGCGGCAAGGACUCAGUGCGCUGCUGGUGCCAGCCAAGGUGUCGCUGCGCGGCGGGGCGUCGCGCGUGUGGGCGGGGCAGCACGCCAGCUUCGCGCUCGACGCCGCGGGCAAGCUGCUCGCCUGGGGACUCAACAACUACGGACAGCUCGGAGUGACGGGCGAGAAGCGCAAGACGGCGCUGUACACGCCGACAGAGUGCGACGCGUUCAGCGCGCUGGGGGCGAGCUGGCGGGCCGUGGCGCCCGGACAGCACCACUCACUCGCGCUCGACGCCGCGGGGCAGGUCUACGCCAUCGGGCGCUGCGAGUACGGCAGAUUGGGCCUGGGCGAUCGACCAGGAGACGCUGAAGCCCUCGAGCCAGUUCCCGCGCUUCAAAACAAGAAAUGUGUCAGCAUAGCGGCUGGCACUAGCAACUCGUUUGCUGUCACACAUACUGGUGAAGUGGUAUCAUGGGGUAUGGGGUCUGAAGGGACCUUGGGUACGGGCCAGUCGUCGGACUGCACGACCCCCACCCCGGCCGUAACCCCGCCGCUAGCCCCCCGCGUGCCUGUACACAUCUCAGCUGGUGGACAACACACUGUUCUCCUUGUUGAGGAUCCAAAUCCACAAAAAGAGGAUUCCCCGCCCCCAGAAAGCGAGACCUCAGAACAAAAGACGGAACAGGACUCCCAAGAAUCGCAAGAAGAGGAUGAAGAGGAGCCGAAAAAUAAACGGCAAAAGUCGGAACAAGAAGGAGAGAUAUCUAGCACCUCGUCUGCACAACCCAGCGAGCUCGGAGACAACAAACCACAGAAGGUGAAUGGUGAUGAAAAGAAGGAGACGCCUAUGGAGGUGGAUGAAACUGACAAUUCCCAAAAAACAGACCAGAAAGAGGAUACAGAAACAAAAUCAGAGGAACAAACAACAGACAUGGAACAAACCGAAGCUGACCUAACACAAACAGAAGACUCCAAACCUGAGACCACAGACACAUCCAGCCAGGAGACGACGGACAGCGAUACCAAGUCGCAAGUCCAGGAGGAGAUUCAAGAACCACAGAAAGAUGUUGAAAUGGCCGAGGAACGGACAGAGGUGAACGGUACACCAGAGAGUCAAAUCGUUGAACCUAAGUCUGUGGAAGUUCCAAGUGGUAACCCCAUAACCACCACAGCGUGA